AUGGAUGUUUUCGAAGGACCACCAACAAAAAGACAAAAGACUCAAGCUGUUCAAACUGUCCAACCACUUUGCAAUGUAAUUUGCACAUCUUCUUCGACAUGUAACCGUGGUUCAAGGUGCCUAUUCAAUCGAAGAAAUGCCAAUGUUCAACAACAACCUAUUGAACUCUUUCCACAACCACCUCGAAAGAUUUUUCUGCGAAGAUUUCUUGAAAAACCACCAUCACCAGAUCCUAUCGAGGUUAUUGAAUUGUCAUCAGAUGAAGAAGAAACACCUUUAGACUUGUCAGUUCAGCACUAUUCACUACCUCCACCGCAGUCAUCACCUAUCAAUUUAACUUCACGGCAGAUUAUUCCAUCAACUGUUGAAUCAGACUUCCAAGAUCCACCAGCUCAACAAGAACCAGCAGAUUUACCAGAUCCAUCAGCAUCACAAGAACAUUCAGAUUUCCAAGAUCCACCAGCCCAACAAGAACCUUUGCCAGAUCCUGAACAAGACAUCUAUGACCAACCAACAGAGAGCGAAGAUGAACCUGAUGUUACGUUGAAUCAACCCAUCCAACAAAAUUCGCCAAAGCGUAAAAAGGGGUCAUUUAAGUGUGAUAAAUGUGGUAAAACUUACGUUUUAUCACCAUGUUUUCAGAAACAUCUAUUGAUAUGUGGUGUUCGUAUGUGUACAGCAAAUCCAGCCGAUGUACCAGCAGCAUUCAAUGGUUACAAGUUAAUUGAAAAAGCAUUUGCCAAAUAUUAUUUGGUUUAUAGAUAUGUAAACACUGAAAAAGUUGACCUUACUGUUCUUUUCACUAAACUUAGUCCUGAUACAAUUGCAUUGUUGAAUAUCAUAGUGAAAGAGUUUAAAGCAAUGAAAUAUUUUUUCAAUUUAGAAGCGGUUUUCACAGACGAGAUAUCAGGCAAAUCAAUCAAAAUGUAUUUCCAGUCAAGCAUAUUUGCAGGAUUAAUCGCUGAUAUUAAUGAGAACUCUUUAGCAGAAGCAUUGGUGGAACUUGAAGAAAGAAUAGAUCAAUUUACACAACGAGGAUCAGGCUGGGCACUCGCUAAAAUAAAUCACAUCGACUUGGCAGUAGGAAAAUACAUACCACAUACUGGCGGUUGUAGUAGUCACACAUUACCUCCAAGAUUGAAGAACAAAACAUGCCUAAUUUCUCCUGCAACUGUAACUGAUUGUUUUAUGUACAGUGUCUUGAUUGGUUUACACAAAGCUGCCCAUCAUCGUGAACGAGUCGACCAAUAUUCUACAUUCAUCUCCAACUAUGACUUUUCAAUGGUUCGAGGUAUUGUUCCUGUAAAUGAUAUUAAAAAGUUUGAAAAGGCAAACAGAAUCUCUGUAAAUGUAUACACUUACGAGUUAGAUUCAGAAAAGGUUGUGCCACUUAAGAUUGCUGCUUUCGAACAGGAAAAACAUGUCAACAUUUUUUUGCUGAAUGAACACUAUUAUUACAUAUCAGACUUUUGUAGACUUGUUAACACAGCAAAAUCCAGAUCAAGAUUCGUUUGUUAUCGUUGCAUUAGAUCAUUCAGACUCGAAGAGCAACUCCAGAUACACAAAAUUGAUUGUGGUGUCAAAGUGCCACAAGCUAUCGAAAUGCCUAAAGGUGAUCGUGCAGUCUGUAAAAGGUGGAAUUACAGAAAAGAAGUUAAAUACCCUUUUUGUAUCUAUGCUGAUUUCGAAACUUUAUCUGUGAAAAAUACCGAACCAGAUCAUAUUCUAACUGACCUGGUGCCUUGCAGUUAUGGAUACGUUAUUGUUGAUUGGGAAGGAAAAAUAAUUCACAAUGAUUUCUACCUUGGAACUGACGUCGGUAAAAAAUUCCUUGAAAGCUUAAAACAAAGUGAGAGACUCAUGGACGACUAUCUUGAAUCAAGAAUCAAGCGUAAUCAUCAACUCUCCCAAUCUGAAGAAGACGCCUUCAAGAACGCUAUUAAUUGCCAUAUCUGUAACAAAGCUCUUGGUGGAGAUAGAGUUCGAGAUCAUUGCCACCUCACUGGUAAAUAUAGAGGAGCUGCUCAUCAGCAAUGUAAUUUAGAAUACCGUGUUCCUUCACAAUAUCCAGUUAUUUUUCACAAUUUGAAAAACUUUGAUGGUCACAUCAUAAUUAGAGCACUUGAUGUGAAUUUUUGUGAGCAACCCCCUGUGAUAAUUCCUCAUAAUAUGGAGAAAUUCAUUGGUUUCAUACUUGGAAGGUUCAAAUUUCUGGACAGUUAUGCUUUCUUACCAUCUAGCUUGGACAAUUUAUCUGCAAAUAUUUCCACUGAAAGUAAAAAUCACUACUUAAAGCAGUCCUUCGGAGAUAUUGAUACUUCCCUUUUAAUCAAAAAGAGCGCACUUCCUUACGAGUACUUGACUAGCCUUGACGUAUUCAAUGAACCUACUUUACCUGAUAAGUCCGCUUUCCAUUCAACUCUAACUGACUCCGGUAUAUCUGAUGAAAUGUAUCAACAUUUACAACAAGUUUGGUCCACUUUUAACUGUCAAACAAUGAAAGAUCUCCACGACAUCUACUUAAAGGUUGACGUUCUCUUAUUGACAGCAGUAUUCGAGAACUUUAGAGAAAUGUCCAUCACUAAUUUUACAUUGGAUCCACUUCAUCAAUUUUCUGCACCUGGAUUAACGUGGUCAGCUGCUUUGAAAACAACAGGAAUAGAACUUGAUCUAAUGACUGAUGUCAACAUGUUUCUGAUGAUCGAAAAAGCUAUUAGAGGUGGACCGACAGUGGUAACUAAACGCCAUGUUAAAGCCAAUAACAAAUACAUACAAGAUUAUGACGAGGGCAAACCAACAUCUAAUUUACUCUACUUGGAUGUCAAUAAUCUAUAUGGCUAUGCCAUGUCAGAAAAAUUACCAGUUAAAGGUUUCAAAUGGUCCAAUGUUCCACUUGAACAAAUAUUGAAUACUCCUGAUGACUCUGAUACUGGUUACAUAUUGGAAGUAGAUCUUGAAUAUCCAGAAGAUCUUCAUGAUCUUCAUAAUGAUUUCCCUCUUGCUCCUGAAAAGAUGGAAAUUGAACAGAAAUUGUACAGUCAGUACCAACAAGAAUUGCAAAAUGAUUUAAAAGAGAGAGGCUUCAAACCAACACAUUCAACAAAGCUGGUUACAACAUUUAUCAAGAAAGAGCGAUAUGUCAUCCACUAUCGCACUCUGAAAUUCUAUGUUGCACAUGGAAUGAAAGUUAGCAAAGUACAUCGUACAAUUCAAUUCUAUCAAUCAGCCUGGCUAGCUGAGUAUGUCAAAUUCUGUACAUCUAAAAGACAAGCGGCAACAUCAGACUUCGAGAAAGACUUUUAUAAGCUUUUGGUCAAUUCCAUCUAUGGUAAAACCAUCGAAGACAAGAGAAAGCACCGUAAAGUUUUUCUCGCACUUCAAGAUAUCCAAGCUCAAAGACAUCUCAGAAAGGAUUUAUGUCAAAAAUUCAUGAUUCUUGAUGAAAAUAAAAUGCUUUUUUGGAUGAAAUCGUUGCGAGUAAAAAUGGAUAAACCGAUAGCUGUUGGAUUCACCGUUCUCGAGUUAGCCAAACUCAAAAUGUAUCAAAUACAUUAUGACACUUUCAAGGCCCACUAUGGCAAUAAUAUCAGUAUGAUUUAUACUGAUACUGAUUCUCUCAUCUAUGAAAUUAAGACUCCAGAUAUUGUAACCGAUCUUCAACACUUUUCGAACAUCAUGGACUUUUCCAAUUACCCGAAAGACCAUCCACUGUAUUCCAACGCAAACAACAAAAAGAUUGGGUUCCUCAAAGAUGAGAUGGCAGGAAAACAGAUUGUCGAAUUCGUAGGUAUUCGUCCGAAACUCUACGCACUAAAAACUGAAGACGAAGUAAAGAAGAAAGCGAAAGGAGUCCCAAGAGCUGUACUCAAAAACAAAAUUACUUUCGAUGAUUACAUUGAGUGCCUGUAUCAUCAUACUGUAACUCGUGAUAAAGCAACAUCACUUCAGUCUGAUCAUCAUAAUAUCCAAAUGAUCAGGAGGACAAAAGUAAUGCUCUCUCCACUGGACGAUAAAAGAUACUGGCUGGACCGAUUAUCUUCAUUGGCUUAUGGCCAUUAUAAAAUUAAUAACUGA
Molecule: messenger RNA, 4074 nt
Organism: Tetranychus urticae (two-spotted spider mite)
Lineage: Eukaryota; Metazoa; Arthropoda; Arachnida; Trombidiformes; Tetranychidae
Source: RefSeq, a predicted model, not a curated record